Messenger RNA from Meloidogyne enterolobii, 462 nucleotides. NCBI's taxonomy places the organism in Eukaryota, Metazoa, Nematoda, Chromadorea, Rhabditida, Meloidogynidae. The record is from the annotation of a GenBank genome assembly.
AUGGCACAAGAACAACUUGCAAAACUUGAAAAGGCCUGUGUUCCUUUAAUGGCUUCUCCUAAUGUUGGAUUAAUUGGGCCCGGACAGGACGUGGUGUUCAAACUUAUUUUGCCGGAUCGUAAUAUUUGGCCUGUUAGUCGAGAAGCAACUAUUGGCAAAAUGGGCUACUUUCGUAUUUUACAAAUGCAAGUAACUGAUCCGUGGGAGGUAUUAAGUGCGUUUAGCGGUAAUAAUACUUCGCUAACAAGAGGGAUUAAACAACUCUUUGAUGCAUUAAAUACUGCUAGAAGCUGUGAGGAUGCUUUGGAAAGGGUCUGUUUUGAAUUAAAAGUUGGUAAAUUGAACUUCGUACCCCUCCUCUCCUUUUUGGUCAGACUUAUCAUGUUACAAACCUUAUCUAUGGAUAAGUACCCAGCUCUGUUUUUUGGAACCCAUGCCGAUGUUGGGUGGGUGUACUAUUAA